UGCGGAACGAUGGAUGCUUGAGAAAGACGAACUGGAACGAAAACUGGAGGAACUGGGGGAGAAACUCGCAGUUAGAGAUAAAGAGCUCGCAGACGAGCGAAACGAGAGGAUGCGCGAUAAAGAGAGGUGGAAACAGAGGAUGGCUGACGUCGAAAAUGGAGUUGAACAGAUUGUUUUCGAUCUGGAAAAGCGUGCACAGGACGCAGAGACCAAGGCGGCAGCAUUUCAAGGUGUCGAACUGCAGCUCCAAGAUACCCAAGCAAAGCUUAACGGCGCAAAUAUGGAAUGUCAGCGUCUUAAGCGACGUGUGGAAGAGGCUGAGCAGCUCGCGGCUGUUAACAAGGCUGUCGGGUCCAGUCUUGUCUCCACGGAUGACACGUCCGUGAAGCUUGAACAGGCCCAACAAUUGCUCAUUCACCAAUUGGAAGCCAAGGAAAGAGCGCUUACGAGUCUGGAGGCAUCGAUGUCGGACAAGGAGAAGGAGGUAACCUCACUCAGAAACAUAAUCCGAGAUCUCGAAUCCAGCCUUCGUGUAUCAAGGGAAACAAUCGAGACGCAUCAGCAAGACGCAAAAGACCUUCGCAAAGAACAAAGGGACCUUAAGGACGAUUUGCGAUCUGCACAGUCGACGAUUGAUAGACUCAAAGCAGAUUCAAACCAAGCUCGAAGCUUUGAAAUGCGACUAUCUGAAGUUCAGGACAAGUUUACAGAGUGCAAAGAGACUUUGGAGAUCGCAAAUGAGCGACUUGCAAUGUCAUCCGAUGAGCUCGACAAAGCAAGGCUUACCGUUCAGCAGCUAGAAAACGCGCUUAAAGAGAGUGAUGCGAAAAUCUCCGAGGACAACAAAGAGCUGCUCGAACUGCGUUCAAGACUAUCAGUCUUAGGACGAGAACGUAGUAAAGCCGGUUCAAUGCGCCAAUUAGAUGAUGCUUCAAAGGCGUAUAAUGACGCCGAGGUUGAGGCGCUGGAGAUUGAGCUAGUUGAAGCCAACAAAGAGAUUGGACGUCUUAC
Fomitiporia mediterranea MF3/22 is the source of this 1011-nucleotide messenger RNA. RefSeq lists its product as uncharacterized. The annotation marks the transcript as partial. The transcript has a single exon. The record is from RefSeq and is a predicted model, not a curated record. Lineage: Eukaryota; Fungi; Basidiomycota; Agaricomycetes; Hymenochaetales; Hymenochaetaceae.